Molecule: messenger RNA, 929 nt
Organism: Tarenaya hassleriana
Lineage: Eukaryota; Viridiplantae; Streptophyta; Magnoliopsida; Brassicales; Cleomaceae
Product: protein RALF-like 34
Exons: 1
Coding region: 314-682 (122 amino acids)
Source: RefSeq, a predicted model, not a curated record
CUGUUAAUAUCAUUACAGAAAAAACCUCUACAAGGCUUAAAUGAACCAAACAUAUGGGCCUUAAAAAGGGAGGCCCAUUAAAAUGGAAGAGAUCGAACGGUUUAAAGCGCAUCAAACGUACAUCCCUUACCAUACACCACACCUCAGCGGAUAAACCCAUCACCCUUACCAACAAGGAGGAGGCAACUCGAAGAUGGCCUUAAAUGGCGCAUUGAUUGAAACCAGAAAGGCACUGCACUCACACUCUUCUUCUGCACAGCUGUGACUCUCAUUUCUUCAUCUCAUCUUCUUCUUCGUCCUCAGUCUUUCCGCCAUGGCAGCUCCGUCUCAGAAGCUUCUCUUCCUCUCUCUCCUACUCCUCUCUCUCGCCCUCAUUUCCCUCCCCGGAUCCGAAUCCUUCUCCGACAACCCCUCCCUUGUUCUCCUCGCUGACGGGAUCGGCUGGGAAGGUGACUUCGUCGGAGACGGAGAGGCGGAGGGAUACGACGGAGAAGGAGAUCGGCGGUCGCUGUUCUGGCAGCGGAAGAGGUACUACAUCUCGUACGGUGCGCUUUCGGCGAAUCGGAUCCCGUGCCCUCCGAGAUCAGGGCGAUCUUACUACACCCACAACUGUUACAGAGCCAGAGGUCCGGUCCAUCCGUACAGCCGAGGCUGUUCCAUGAUCACCAGGUGCAGGAGAUAGAAGACGAAUACUAUGACUGCGAAGGAAAUUUCCGUGUUGCCACUAGUGAAUUAUGUCGUUAAUCGUGAUUAGGUUUGUUAAUUUUUUGUUAAUUCCGAGAUUAUCAGCGGAGCUAUUGUCUUGUAGCUUGUCAUGUCAUGUCAUGUCAUGUAUCAUGUCUCCACCAUGUCGGUGUCUUUUAUAUUAUUUUUGUGCUCUGAUUUGAAUUUAAAUCUGGAUCACAUGUAUUGGACUAAUAUUCGCUCUA